Ustilaginoidea virens is the source of this 732-nucleotide messenger RNA. RefSeq lists its product as uncharacterized. Gene Ontology annotation, biological process: proton motive force-driven ATP synthesis. NCBI's taxonomy places the organism in Eukaryota, Fungi, Ascomycota, Sordariomycetes, Hypocreales, Clavicipitaceae. The transcript is spliced from 4 exons. Gene Ontology annotation, molecular function: proton transmembrane transporter activity. The coding region runs from base 1 to 732 and encodes 243 amino acids. The record is from RefSeq and is a predicted model, not a curated record.
AUGGCCUCCCGCUUGGCGCGAAGCGCUGUUGGCGCUCCUCUUCUCCGACCCGUUUUCCCUCGUCGAGCCUUACCGGCGCUGUCCGCCGUCGCGGCGGCUCGCCACGCCAGCAAUGUCCCAGCCGAAGAGCCCAAGAAGAAGGCCCAGAGCAUCAUCGAUUCUCUCCCAGGAAGCAGCCUUCUCAGCAAGACGGCGUUCCUUAGCAGCGCUGCCGGUCUCAGCAUCUAUGCGAUCAGCAACGAGUACUACGUCAUGAACGAGGAGACCGUCGUCGCCAUCUGCCUGUUGGCCGUCUGGGGUGGCCUCAUCAAGUACGGCGGUCCCGGCUACAAGGAGUGGGCCGAGAGUCAGAACCAGAAGAUCAAGAACAUCUUGUACAGCGCCCGUGCCGACCACACCGAGGCUGUGAAGGGACGAAUCAACGACGUCAAGCAGAUGACUGGCGUUGUCGACAUCACCAAGGCUCUCUUCGAGGUCUCCAAGGAAACUGCCAAGCUGGAGGCUAAGGCCUACGAGCUGGAGCAGCAAACCGCCCUGGCCGCUGAAGCCAAGGCUGUUCUCGACUCCUGGGUCCGGUACGAGGGCCAAGUGAAGCAGCGUCAACAGAAGGAGCUCGCCGCUUCCAUCAUUGCCAAGGUCCAGAAGGAGCUGCAGAACCCCAAGGUUUUGCAGCAGAUUCUGCAGCAGAGCGUUGCUGAUGUGGAGAAAAUCGUCUCUUCCAAAGCCCAAUAG